Molecule: messenger RNA, 2495 nt
Organism: Ipomoea nil (Japanese morning glory)
Lineage: Eukaryota; Viridiplantae; Streptophyta; Magnoliopsida; Solanales; Convolvulaceae
Product: BTB/POZ domain and ankyrin repeat-containing protein NPR1
Exons: 4
Coding region: 439-2199 (586 amino acids)
Biological process (GO): defense response to fungus; regulation of salicylic acid mediated signaling pathway; regulation of jasmonic acid mediated signaling pathway
Cellular component (GO): cytoplasm; nucleus
Molecular function (GO): protein binding
Source: RefSeq, a predicted model, not a curated record
AUUUUUAUCACCCAGUUUCAGUCAUCAUCCCGCCAUCUCUAUCUCUCUCUCUCCUUUGACUUUUAUUCCUCACUCUGUCUUCUUCCCCAAAUUCUCUGCAUUUCCUGCAGAUUUCUCUGCUUCACCUCUAAUUUCUCUCAAUUGCACGACCAUCUUCUCUCUCUCAUCUUCUUCUAGCCUCUGCUGUGGCGCCUUCGCUCUUCUCCGCUGUAAUUUUUGCCGUUCUUCCUUGACCUUGGUUGUAAACCUAGAUUUUGACCUUGUUGUCUGCAAGUUUAUCCAACUUCAUGGGCUCUGUUAUUGAUGUCGUCCCUGUUUUUCUGUUCUGUUUCCCUUUUACGUACAGUAAUAACUGAAGUUUUUGCUGUUUUUGGAUAAUUGGACUGCAGUCUUUGUCAUGUUUAUGCUGUUUUUUUGGUUAUAUAGAAGAACUGUAUAAUGGAUGUAAGAAUGGGGUUUUCGGACUCGAAUGAUAUUAGUAUGAGCAGUAGUAUAUGCUGUGUCGCCGGCGCCAACGAGACAUUUUCGCCGGAACCCUCGCCGCUGGACGUUACAGCGUUCAAGCGCCUCUCAGAAACUCUGGAAUCAGUGUUUGACGCGUCUUCCUCGCCGGACUUUGAUUUCUUCGCCGAUGCAAAGCUGGUGGCGGCCUGUGGCAAGGAAAUUCCGGUGCACCGGUGUAUUCUAUCCGCGAGGAGUCCGUUCUUCAGGAGCGUAUUUAGUGGGAAAGAUAAAAGUGUGAAAUUGGUUUUGAAAGAGUUGAUGAAGGAGUAUGAGGUGAGCUAUGAUGCCGUAGUGACUGUUUUGGCUUACCUUUAUUGUGGAAAAAUUAGAGGUUCGCCCAAGGAUGUAUGCGUCUGUGUUGACAUUGAGUGCUCACAUGUAGCUUGUAGGCCGGCAUUGGAAUUCAUGGUGGAGCUUUUAUAUGCUUCCUUUACUUUUCAGAUAUCAGAGUUGAUCACAAAGUUUCAGAGACAGCUUCUAGAUAUUCUCAAUAAGGCUGCAGCGGAUGAUGUACUGAUGGUUUUGUCUGUCGCAAACAUGUGUGGUAAAGGGUGUGAGGCAUUACUUGCCACCUGCAUUGAUAUUAUUGUCAAAUCAGAUGUUGAUAUAAUAACUCUUGAAAAGGCAUUGCCUUUUCACAUUGUGAAGCAAAUUACUGAUUCCCGCAUGGAGCUUGGCUUGCAACUGCCAGAAAGCAACGGGUUUCCAGAUAAACAUGUGAAGAGAAUACACAGAGCUUUGGAAUCUGAUGAUGUUGAAUUGGUGAGGAUGCUAUUAAAAGAGGGGCAUACUAAUUUAGAUGAUGCAUAUGCUCUCCACUAUGCUGUAGCCUAUUGUGAUGCGAAGACUACAGUAGAUCUACUUGAUUUGGCAAUUGCAGAUGUCAACCAUCGAAAUUUGAGGGGAUACACGGUGUUGCAUGUCGCUGCAACGAGAAAAGAUCCUAAAAUUAUAGUGUCCCUUUUGACAAAGGGAGCUAGACCUUCUGAUUUGACAUCGGAUGGCAGGAAAGCACUUCAAAUUGCAAAAAGGCUCACUCGGGCCGUGGAUUAUAAAUCUGCAGAGGAAGGAAAAGCUCCAAAGGAACGGUUGUGUAUAGAGAUUCUGGAGCAAGCAGAAAGAAGAGAUCCGCUACUAGGAGAAGCUUCAGUAUCUCUUGCUAUGGCUGGUGAUGAUCUGCGUAUGAAGUUGUUGUACCUUGAAAAUAGAGUUGGGUUGGCUAAACUUCUAUUUCCAAUAGAAGCUAAAGUCGCAAUGGAUAUUGCCCAAGUUGACGGUACUUCUGAGUUCCCUCUAGCAAGCAUCAUCAACAAGAAUAUGGCUGAUGCACGGAGGAUGACUGUGGAUUUGAAUGACGUACCUUUCAAGCUCAAAGAUGAGCAUCUGAAUCGGAUGAGGGCACUUUCCAAAACAGUGGAACUAGGAAAGCGCUUUUUCCCACGCUGCUCUGAAGUUCUGAAUAAAAUCAUGGACAAUGAAGACUUAUCGGAGAUUGCUUGCAUGGGGAAUGAGACACCAGAAGAGCGACAAGCGAAGAAGCAAAGGUACUUAGAACUUCAAGAAAUUCUGACCAAAGCUUUCACAGAGGAUAAAGAGGAAUUUGACAAGGCCAACAUCUCAUCAUCUUCUUCCUCAACAUCUUUGGCGGCUGUUAAUUCCAAUGGUAAGCUCCCCUUUAAAAAGCCUGGUUUGUAAAUAAGUAGCAGAAGAAAAUCAUUCUGUUGUACAUCACAAAUACAACCCCCAUGGUGAAUGUCUAUGCUCAGUGUCUGUUGUACAUUGCAAAGCAAGGUUUAGAAAGAAAAAUAACAUUAGUUGGUCAGAAGAAGUGGGUAUCUCAAGUUCUCUAUUAGGGAAAGUUUAAGGGCAUAAUCAAUCAUUAGAGUGUGGCACUUGCUUUUAUGUUAAACAAAAUCCCACCUGUAAAACUUGUAGUUCCAUUUUUGACAGAUAAGGACCACUAAGAAAUAAAGGUAGCAUUAUUUUGAGCA